Hydra vulgaris (swiftwater hydra) is the source of this 1588-nucleotide messenger RNA. RefSeq names its product DNA polymerase delta subunit 2. Gene Ontology annotation, molecular function: DNA binding. Lineage: Eukaryota; Metazoa; Cnidaria; Hydrozoa; Anthoathecata; Hydridae. Gene Ontology annotation, cellular component: delta DNA polymerase complex. The record is from RefSeq and is a predicted model, not a curated record. Gene Ontology annotation, biological process: DNA replication; DNA strand elongation involved in DNA replication.
AGUUUUCAGUUUUGUAUUCAUUAAGAUGAAAAUUGAGAAAAUUGAAAGAGAUACUUGUUCAUAUAAAAAUGUCUCAGAUAAGUUUUACUUUUCGAAGCAAAGAAAAUUUGAUUUGCAGUAUUUUCAACUUUAUACUGUUCGUCUAUCUGCUAUGAGGCAACGAAUUAUUGAUGUUGCUAAAAAAAAAUGGGGAAAAGAUAUUAAAAUAAUGGAGCUGUCAGAUAUAAAAGAAGGUGAAGAUUGUGUUGUAGUUGGUAUAUUAUUUCGCAAAAUGGAGCUUCAACCAAGUAUUCUUAAAGAAAUAGCACAAGAGGAGGGUGUUAUACCAUUGCCACCACAUGAAAAGUAUACUUCAACAGACGACAUACUUUAUUUAGAAGCUCAGCAGCAGCGUAUAGUAUUGAUAGGAGACAUUGAGGUUUCUAGCUCAAUCACAGGAAGUGUAGUUGCUGUAAGAGGACAUGAAGAUAGUUCUGGAAAGUUUGUUGUUGUGAAUUUUUCCUAUUGUGGUUUGCCUUAUUUACCCUGUCCUAAUAUUGAUGCCUGUUUAGUGAAAGAGGAUCGUUAUUUGCUGUUAACAUCAGGGUUAGGUAUUGGAGAUUUAUCUGAGAAUUGUUUGUUAUUACAAAUUGUUAUUGAUCUCGUUUCUGGAAAGCUUGGAAAUGAGCAUGAUCAAUCUAUUUUUAAAAAAGUUGUUCGAUUAAUCAUAGCUGGUAACAGCCUAAGUAAAACAACUCAGGAUAAAGAAUCAGAGAAAGUUGCAAAGUAUUUACAGAAGCGUAUUCAAGCAAAAAGUGUGGAGGCUGUGAAACAGCUUGAUGACAUAUUAAUGCAAUUAGGUUCAACGAUUCCAGUUGAUGUUAUGCCAGGUGAGUUUGAUCCCACAAAUCAAUUUCUACCGCAGCAGCCUUUGCAUAAGUGUAUGUUUCCGAAAUCAUAUGGCCACUCUACAGUUCAAAGUGUAACUAAUCCGUACCAAUUAAUGAUUGGAGGGUUAAGAGUGCUUGGUACUUCAGGUCAAAACAUAGAUAAUAUUUAUCAAUACUCUUGCUUCGAUAAUCGUCUCGAUAUUCUUGAAUCUACUCUACUCCGUGGUCAUAUAUCUCCUACUAGUCCAGACACAUUAAGCUGCUAUCCUUUCUAUACGGAAGACCCUUUUAUUAUUGACCAUUGCCCACACAUUUACUUUGUUGGUAAUCAACCAAAGUUCGAAACGAGGCUUAUUGAAGGUAAUGACAAGCAGAAGGUUUUACUGGUUUGCGUUCCACCUUUGGAGAAAACUUUUACAUUGGUUAUGGUAAAUUUACAAAAUUUGACAUGCUUUCCGUUAACGUUAAACGCAUCACUUGAAUCAAAUUUUUAAAUCUAAGUAAUUUUAAGGCUUAUCAUGUAUUUGCUUUGCAUGGAAUUCGCAUUAACCUACAAUUUUGCAAGUAUUCGAGUUUGUGGUAAUUGUUUUGGAUAAAGUUUAAAAAUUUCAAAAACGAUAACGUUUAUUUAUAUUUAUAUAUAAGAAUAUUGGAUAUUGUAGAUGUCUGAAAUAUGUUGAAAUAAUGUUGACGCUUGCAGAAAUUGUAGGCGUCUUAAA